Diceros bicornis minor is the source of this 875-nucleotide messenger RNA. RefSeq names its product basic leucine zipper ATF-like transcription factor (gene BATF). Bases 198 to 575 code for a protein of 125 amino acids. The record is from RefSeq and is a predicted model, not a curated record. Gene Ontology annotation, molecular function: RNA polymerase II cis-regulatory region sequence-specific DNA binding; DNA-binding transcription factor activity, RNA polymerase II-specific. Gene Ontology annotation, biological process: regulation of transcription by RNA polymerase II. Gene Ontology annotation, cellular component: nucleus. NCBI's taxonomy places the organism in Eukaryota, Metazoa, Chordata, Mammalia, Perissodactyla, Rhinocerotidae. The transcript has 3 exons.
UCCCUGUGGGGAGCAGUGUUUCUGCACCCCAGAGUGAGGAGGACGCAGGGGUCAGAGGUGGCUGCAGGGCGGGCAGAGGAGGGACCUGUGGAGGGGGUGGGCUGGUGGCCUGGGAGCAGUCAAGAAGGAAGGCCAGCUGGUGACAAGAGAGCCCAGAGGUACCUGGGGCUGUGUGGAGAGCCCGGAAGACUGCAGCCAUGCCUCACAGCUCCGACAGCAGCGACUCCAGCUUCAGCCGCUCUCCUCCCCCUGGCAAACAGGACUCCUCUGAUGAUGUAAGAAAAGUUCAGAGAAGGGAGAAAAAUCGCAUCGCUGCCCAGAAGAGCCGACAGAGGCAGACACAGAAAGCCGACACUCUGCACUUGGAGAGUGAAGACCUGGAGAAACAGAACGCGGCUCUGCGGAAGGAGAUCAAGCAGCUCACAGAGGAGAUGAAGUACUUCACGUCGGUGCUGAGCAACCACGAGCCCCUGUGCUCGGUGCUGGCCACUAGCGCGCCCUCGCCCCCCGAGGUGGUGUACAGCGCCCACGCCUUCCACCAGCCUCAUGUCAGCUCCCCACGCUUCCAGCCCUGAGCUUCCAGAGGUGGGGGAGAGCAGAGCCCCCCACCCCCAGCUGCUCGGGCAGGCCUCAGCAGGGGCACACAGACUGUGGCCAGGCUGCCCUCAUCCCUCAGAGCCCUCUCUCCAUCUGGAGACCGGCGGCAGAGGCCUGGACAAGGAUUAAGCGCAGGACCGCAGCAGCUGGAAGUGUGUGAGACCGCCCGGCAGUGAGGCAGCCCAUCUGUGUGUACUGGACCCCAUGUGGUGGGAGUUCCAAUCCAGAGUUGUAUCAAGCAUAAUGCCCAAGUCCCAUGGUGCAGAGGGAGGAGGGCA